Messenger RNA from Malassezia pachydermatis, 867 nucleotides. Its product is annotated as vesicular-fusion protein sec17. Gene Ontology annotation, biological process: SNARE complex disassembly; intracellular protein transport. Gene Ontology annotation, cellular component: vacuolar membrane; SNARE complex. The transcript is spliced from 3 exons. Bases 1 to 867 code for a protein of 288 amino acids. Gene Ontology annotation, molecular function: syntaxin binding; soluble NSF attachment protein activity. Lineage: Eukaryota; Fungi; Basidiomycota; Malasseziomycetes; Malasseziales; Malasseziaceae. The record is from RefSeq and is a predicted model, not a curated record.
AUGGCGGGAUCGGGUGUCGAAGACCUGCUGAAGCGUGCUGAGAAGAAGGCGACGUCGUCCGGCGGCUGGUUCUCCUCGAAGAACAGCGGCAAGGAAGAAGCCGUAGAGCUGUACAAGGAGGCGGCGAACAAGCUGCGUGUGGAAAACCGCAUGGAAGAGUCGGGCCAGGUGCUGGUCAAAGCGGCUGAGCUUGAGAUCCAAAUUGGCGAGAAGGAUUUCGCUGCGAACACGUACUAUGAGGCGAGCAAGUGCUUCCGCAUGUCGCGUCCUGACCAGGCUGUGAUGGCACUGGGCCGCUGUGCUGAUAUUCUGGUGGAACGUGGUCGUUUCCGCCAAGCGGCUGAUCGUCAGAAAAACAUGGCGGAGCUGUACCGUGAGGACCCGAACCGCCUUGAUCAGGGACUUGCGGCGUACGAGCGUGCCGCGACGUGGUACCUCCAGGAAGGCGCGACAGCCACAGCCUCGGCAUGCCAGCGUGAAGCUGCGCAAUUGGCUAUUCAGCUGCAGCAGUACCCACGCGCCAUCGAACUGUGGGAGGCCGUGGCAGCGGCAAGCCUUAACAGCAACCUGACUAAGUACAGCGUCAAAGAGUACUACCUCAACGCCGGCCUCUGCUACCUGGCCAUCCCCGAUGUGGGCGCUGCAACACGUGCUAUGGCAUUCUAUGCCCAGCAAGAUCCCGGGUUCCCUUCUACGACUGAGGCGCAGUUCCUGCAUGGUGUGCUAGAGUCGUGUGAGCACAGCGACUUGGACUCGUUCGAUGCUAAAGUGCGCGAUUUUGACCGCAUGAAGCCAGUAACUGGCUGGCGCGCUACCCUGCUACACACGAUUCGCACGCAGCUGGCUGACGGUCCUGAUCUCUCGUAG